Molecule: messenger RNA, 837 nt
Organism: Asparagus officinalis (garden asparagus)
Lineage: Eukaryota; Viridiplantae; Streptophyta; Magnoliopsida; Asparagales; Asparagaceae
Exons: 3
Coding region: 12-362 (116 amino acids)
Molecular function (GO): protein binding
Source: RefSeq, a predicted model, not a curated record
CUACAAGAAAGAUGAAGAAUUUCACAAGAGGAGAAACUAGAGUUGAACAAGAGGAAGGAGGAGGAGGUAGAAAUUACGAGAUUGCCCCUCCACCAGCCCUCAGGGCGCCAGCCCAUAUCAUCGCCCGCGUCUUCUCUCAGCUCGACUGCGUCGAUCUCAUCAACUGCUCUCUCGUCUGCAAACAAUUGUACAAGGACUCUGCUGAGCUUAGGGAGGGAUGGAAGAAUGAAUACUUGGAGGCUUGCAGUUUAUAUGGAAUGUGCAUUAAAAGGGACACUCAUCCUCCAUCAUCCAAUUGCUCGAUAAUAGGAACCUCAGAAAACCCUGAUUCCUGCUCCGACUCAUUUAUUUACACAUCAUGAGUAUUCAAAUUAUGAGGACAGACUUGCAUUUUCCAGUUUGAGGAUUUUAAGUAAAUUCUCGCCUAUACAUGUAUAGUAUUAUAUCUGUAUAUAUGUAUUCUUAUGCAUUUAUAUUGUUUGUCAUCGGGUUGUAUGAACUCUGAUAACAUUGUGAGUAAAAAAGAGGCUUUGGAGGCACUAAUUCGUUUAUUAGGAAAGGUUGCUUCUACGAUACUGAUCCUUCGACAAAUCUUCGGCAAAAGGAAAUGCUUUAGCUGGCAUUUUAGCAGGAAAAAGGAUGCUCAAAGAGGUGUUACUCAGAAUUCUAUGCUUCCCACCUGAAUAAUUCUCAAAGAAGAUAAAAAGAGGCUUGUGCUCGUAAAUCUCAAAAAAGCAUUCAAAAUACUGUAAGUUUCUAGCAUACUUAGACAGUAUCCAGGCUGAAGCAUCUUCACUUUAUAGUUCUCUUGCAUUGUUUUUUGCAGAGUUUCUUGCU